GGCAAAUUUAUGAAUCAUUUAGCGUUGUGACCUUGGAUACACACAUUCCAGCAAUAUUACGUAACUUUUGGUUUUUAAUACAAUAUGGCAACUUGGGAUGAGGUGCGAGAACUAGCUAACAAACUCAAAGAAACACAAAAUCAACCUAAUAUCUGUAAACUAUCUGAUAGAACAUGGGUCGAUAUUAUACGACAUUUGAUGUCUGUGAAUAGAUUAAAACUGGUUUUCUCAACUGAUGGGCGAUCAUAUUUAACUCGGAACGAGCUUGAUAAGGAAAUCCGAGAUGAAGUUGAAGCACAUUCUGGUAGAAUUACACUUACGGAACUAGCAUCAAAUCUUGAUGUGGAUUUCGAUAUCAUUGAAUCAAGAGUCACUGAAUUGAUAAUCUUAGAUGCACAAAACAAGUCGCCUUGCCGUUUGAUCAGUAUACCUAGUGAAGUUGUCAACAGUUCAUAUGUUCGACGCGUAGCUCAUGAAAUACUUGAUCGACUAGAAGAGCAUGGCCACACUAGUAUUGGUGAACUAACUAUCGUCUUUAAUCUGCCUACAACAUUCAUAUCGAGUAUUAUGCAAGAGUAUCAAAGUACUUUAUUUCAUGUACAUAAAUAUGGAGAGAAGUACUUUACAGAUACUUUCCUUAAUGCUACUAAGGCGAAAAUUCGAGGUUAUUUUACAGGUGUUAUCCGUCCUGUUACUUUAAGUUCAGUCGCCUCAAAGCUUCAAAUUCCUGAAAAUUUAAUUAAUAGUAUUGUUUCUAGUCUUAUCAGUACUGGUCGACUGUAUGGUAAUCUGAUUGCCGGUCGUAGUGGCUUUGUUCCAAAAUGUUAUACUUAUGCUGAGGAUAAAUACAUCAAUUCAUUUUACUCUCAGAAUGGAUAUAUUGAAUGGAACUAUUUAAAGCGACUGAAUAUUCUUGAUCCAGAUUCAUAUUUAAAGACUAAGCUUCCAAAUGCUGUACAUCUACCAGGUCUUACGGUCAAUCCAUUAAUAGUUGAUCAGUUAAAAUCCCUCAUUUCAGGGGUAAUCCGAGACGUAUGUUGGAUAGAUUUAUCCCAUUAUAUUCCAAACGGAUUAGAUUCAAAUGAAAGAUCGGCACUAGUUAACCCUCUGUUAAAAGAUGCUCCUGUGAAAUUACUUGACACAUAUUUAAUUGCUGACAAAUUUAUUGAAAGCUGUGAAGUUUUUCUUGAUACGUAUUUAAAGAAAAAAGCUCAGAAAGCUUUCCACCACGAACAUCAUGCAAUCCUGUCAACUCCAACUCAACAACAAUCCGUAGAAGUUAAUACACCCAAACAAAUAGUUACAUCGUCCAAAGGUGGAUUUGGUUUCGGCGCACGUGAAAUUAAGACCAAAAAUGUUAAGAAAAAGUAUAAUCCAAGUAAACGUAAGACGGGUAGUUCAUCAGCCACUAAUGAUCCAGAAAACUUUUCUAGUGUGAUUGGUGAUUCUCAGUCACCAACUAAAGAUCUAUUUACUCGUUAUGUUCUUAUGGACGACGUGAGAAGUAUUUUGUCUUCACAGUUACCAAAUGAUGUGCCCAGUGAAAUGGUUGACCUGGUUGCUGAUAUGUUGGAAUCUACUUUACAACAGUCAUUUAUAAGACAUAUUGGCUCACUGAUUUCACCGAAUGCAGGUGCCAACUUCGAUCGUGAGAAAAAGCUGCAAACACAGGAAGUGGUUAAUAGUAUGGUCCUCAGUUUACAGUUGUUAGAGAGAGGAAUCUCUUCAAUAAAUCGUGAUAUCCUAAGAAACCAAUUAUUAGUUCAUCUUCUGAAAAAUUAUGGUAUGCCUAUUGUUCGGCAGCUAUGUGAUUAUAUAUCCUAUGAAUUCGGAAUUCCAUGGCCUGAGUCGACAACUAGUAAAAAUGAUCUCUUAAAAACAAACUCUUCCGAUUUAACACAAAAUAACAAUGUCAAAUCAAAUAUUACAGAAUCAUUAAGCAUUGAAUCGUAUCAUCGUCUUCUAGAACUGUUAAAACAGACGUGUUUACCAGAUGCAGUUUCAAUAAGCAGUGCUAUACAGCAAGUUUUGGACAGCUUUAAAGUUGGGCAAAAUAAUUUAACAUCACUUGAUACAUUUUAUACUUCAAUAAAAAAUUUAUCAGUUGAAGUUCUCGGUUUGACUGUUUCCGUAUUCCAUUCACCUAAUAGUCAUAAUAAUAAACGAGAACGAGACGAACGACUUAAAGCUAAUGAAUUAGCCAUUCAAGUUGAAAUUCAACUCAAGGAAUCAGUAUGUAAUGCCAAAAUUAAUAAUGAUUUCUUAAAAGUUGCAACAACUGCAACUGUAGCAGCUACCUGUUUAUUUGCUCAAAUUGUUAAUGGUUGGCCAGUGACGGCACCUGGAAAAUGUGUACCUGAGUUGAUUGAUUGGUUGUUUGAAGCAUUAAAAUCUAAAUCUGAAUUGGAAAGCAACAGUAAUGAGAAAUUGAAUUCACAUAUCACGGCUUUGAAAACAUUACAAGCUUCAAAUGUUCUAGAUGAUUUGAGUAAAUUGGCUAAUUAUAUUUCAGAAAAAGUGCGUUCUGGAAAUGUUUUUGAAGAAGAAUCCGAUAUACAAGCCCAUUUGAAACAUAUACUUGAUGUAGGGGUUCAGUGUAGAAGACAGUUGUAUGCAUGAAUGACAAAGAAAUCUUACUUUUAUUUUGCUGUUAUUCUAGUUACCAGGUUACUUUCUAUGGUGUUUGUUUACUUCUUUUAAUUAUUUCCAUAUUUUGACAUAAUUUAUAUUUCACAUAUUCAUAUUUUUGAGACCUUGUGAGCUAUUUUUGUCGUUGCGUAAUCCUCGUUUGACGUGUGAUUUCUCGAUUACUUAGUAGUUUUAUUAUCCACUUCUUUACCGACAUUUUAGGUCUAUUAUUGUGGGACUCGUGUUCAUGGGCUAUUGGAUGAAUGCUUGGGGUGUUUACGACUACUCAUUUAUGUAUCAUAAACAACCUAGUAACUGGUGCAAUCGUGUAUUGGUCCAAGAUGCCACAAUUCACGUGAGGAUAGUGAUAUAUGUAAAGCAACGUUUUCAGAAUACUAAUGUUGGUGACCUGAGGAGUAUAUAAUACGAAAAUGAAUGAAUUCGUGAAAUAAAAAGUGUGAAAUUGUAGUAAAACUCAAAACACAUCUGAAUUAGUCCGAUAAACAUCAUGUUAUGCCAGGUAUAGUAUCAAACCUUUGAUUGCAUCGACUCCGCCCAGGAGCUUUACAUGUAUAAACGCUGCUCAUUUUAAAAGUCAGUGACCUCGUCAACUGGUAUCGUUUUUUUAAACUUUUUUCCAGCUUAUGCCAGCCACCAUCGCACGUCAUGGUGGAUUUUAGAGCAUUACUUAUAUUGUAGAAUAUCAGGUAACCACGGAACGUAAAAUUUAAUCGAAUCAGCAGACUCUACGACGACCGAAUAAAUUGCUUCCGUUGCGUUAACGUAGGAAACUUUGUUACACUUGAAUAUUUAAUUACUGUUGCGGUCAAGAAGUAGUGUAUUCAACUGAAUAUGUUAGUAGUUCAAUUGUCCAAGUAGAUGUUUUACUAGUUUCACUUAAUAUUGCUUUUGGGAAUGUUCAGUUUCUGCGUUUAAAUGUACGUCUUCUUUUCAUAUGUUUUGAUAUCGUAAUCUUUAAGAAGUUAACUCGUUAUAGGUAAUAAAGAUUAUAUGUUGAUGAUGAAACUAAUUUGAUUGAAAAAUGUGUGGUAACUUCAGUGGGUUUCUGCUUUUGUGUACAUUGGUCUAUAUUUUAUUAGACUUGUUCAUUAAAAUUAUUUGGAAUCAUAGAUGAGUUGUUUGAGAACAAAUAUUGUGUUCAGUUAACAUCAGAACUUAAUAUUCAUUAUUGCAAAAGUUCGUUACGAUUUGAAUAUAUAUUAACUGUUGGUUUGUAGUAUCAAAAAUCCUUUCAGAUAUACAAAGAAAAAGUGCAGACUAUUGUACUCCACAUUGAUGACUGUCAUAUCUGCUCUUUUCAAAACGUCCAACUGUGUGUAACUUCGUGAAUGUGUUACCAUGAAGUCCCAAAUAUAAUCACAUUUCUUUGUUA
Schistosoma spindalis is the source of this 4021-nucleotide messenger RNA. The record is from the annotation of a GenBank genome assembly. NCBI's taxonomy places the organism in Eukaryota, Metazoa, Platyhelminthes, Trematoda, Strigeidida, Schistosomatidae.